CAUCUUUCUAUUCAUUUUACACACGUGUACUCCAGAAAUUGUUAACACACUAGUUAUCAUUCGUUCUCCGUGCAAUCAGCUGUUCGUAUGCGACUGUAAUACUCCGUGAAUAUAUCCGAGAUUUAGAGGAUUUUUGCCUAUUUUUACCGUGUUUUAAACUUGAGAAAUAAAGAAAUAAUAUCAAAAUGAGGAAACUUGUUUGGUGCAUGUGCCUGGUGGCACUCUCUGCGUCUCUCGCAGUUAAUGCUGACGACGAUGAAGACGCCAAGAAGGAAGUUGGAACCGUCAUCGGAAUUGACCUGGGCACAACAUAUUCAUGUGUGGGUGUGUUCAAGAAUGGCCGUGUAGAGAUCAUCGCCAACGACCAAGGAAACCGAAUCACACCUUCAUACGUCGCUUUCACCGGUGAAGGCGAGCGUCUCAUCGGAGAUGCAGCCAAGAAUCAGCUGACAAGCAAUCCCGAAAAUACCGUCUUUGAUGCCAAGAGGUUGAUCGGCAGGAACUGGGAUGAUAGCUCCGUCCAACAUGAUUUAAAAUACUUCCCUUUCAAGCUUGAGAACAAGAACAGCAAGCCUCAUGUACGUGUCAAUAUUGGCUCAGACUCCAAGCUCUUCGCUGCAGAGGAGAUCAGCGCUAUGGUUCUCACCAAAAUGAAGGAAACUGCUGAGGCUUACUUGGGUAAGAAGGUUACCCAUGCUGUUGUGACUGUCCCCGCUUACUUCAACGAUGCCCAGCGCCAGGCAACCAAAGAUGCUGGUGUCAUCGCUGGUCUCAACGUUAUGAGAAUCAUCAAUGAACCUACUGCUGCUGCUAUUGCCUACGGUAUGGACAAGAAGGAAGGAGAAAAGAACAUUCUUGUUUUUGAUCUUGGUGGCGGUACUUUUGAUGUUUCUCUCCUCACCAUCGAUAAUGGAGUAUUUGAAGUUAUCUCAACCAAUGGAGAUACUCAUCUUGGCGGUGAAGACUUUGACCAGCGCGUGAUGGAGCAUUUCAUCAAGCUUUACAAGAAGAAGAAGGGUAAGGAUGUGAGGAAGGACAACAGGGCCGUCCAGAAGCUCCGUCGUGAGGUGGAGAAGGCCAAGAGGGCUCUCAGUUCCCAGCACCAGGCUCGUAUUGAGAUUGAAUCUUUCUACGAUGGUGAAGACUUCUCAGAGACUCUCACCCGUGCCAGAUUUGAAGAAUUGAACAUGGAUCUCUUCCGUUCUACCAUGAAGCCAGUCCAACGUGUUCUGGAUGAUGCCGGUCUAAAGAAGCAGGAAAUUCACGAGAUUGUACUCGUCGGUGGUUCCACCCGUAUCCCAAAGAUUCAACAGCUGGUGAAGGAGUUCUUCAACAACAAGGAACCCUCCCGUGGAAUCAACCCUGAUGAAGCUGUCGCUUAUGGUGCCGCAGUUCAAGGUGGUGUGCUGAGCGGAGAAGCAGAGACAAGUGACCUCGUUCUUCUUGAUGUUAACCCACUUACCAUGGGUAUUGAGACUGUUGGAGGUGUCAUGACCAAGCUCAUCGGCAGGAACACCGUUGUACCCACCAAGAAAUCCCAGAUCUUCUCCACAGCUGCUGACAACCAGCCAACUGUAACCAUCCAGGUCUUUGAAGGUGAGAGAGCCAUGACAAAGGACAACCAUCUUCUAGGAAAGUUUGAUUUGAACGGAAUCCCACCUGCACCCCGUGGCGUCCCCCAGAUCGAGGUCACCUUUGAGAUCGACGUCAACGGCAUCCUGAGGGUUAGCGCUGAAGACAAGGGCACCGGCAACAAAGAAAAGAUCACCAUCACAAACGAUCAGAACCGCCUGACACCGGAGGACAUUGAGAGGAUGGUGAACGAAGCCGAGAGGUUCGCCGAGGAGGACAAGAAGACGAAGGAAAAGGUGGAGGCAAGGAACGAGCUCGAGAGCUACUCCUACUCGCUAAAGAACCAGGUCAAUGACGAAGAAAAGCUUGGCGGUAAAUUAUCAGAUGACGAAAAAGACACCAUUAUGAGCGCAGUCGAUGAGCAAAUAGAAUGGCUAGAUGCAAAUCCUGAUGCAGAUACUGAGGAAUACCAAGAGCAUAAAAAAGAGCUUGAAGCUGUUGUUAAUCCUAUAGUUAGUAAAUUAUAUGACGGUGCAGGCGCUCCCCCACCCGGUGGAGACGAUGACGCCGAUGAAGAAUAUGAUGAAGAUCACGACGAGUUAUAGUGUGAGACUAAUGACUGUUGUUGCGACAGCUACUAACAUCUCAUGAACUGUUGCCAUAGUGACAUUACCAAUCUUAGUUCUAGGGGAAACCAACUCCCCCUGUUAUAUUCGGGGACGAAAGGAUUGCCGACGACAGAUGAAGAAUUCAAAGACUUUGCAAUCCUUUUGCCUCUGUCAUGAUAUCAUUGUAGAAAAUCAGAUAUUUCUAUUUCGAUAUCAUUCUCACGUGGCGUUACACUCGCUCUCUAUUUUUACCCAAAGACCAAAUCAUAUUUAAAAUUGAGAACACAUAUGCACAUUUCAUCAAUGUUUUUUGCUUCUGUAUAAAAGCGGAGUGUAAGGCCAUGUGAGAUUUUUCCUUUUCUGAGCCAUAAAAUUGUUUUUCCCCUUUAUUGUUUAAAAAUAAAGGAUGUGGAAAAGGUGAAAUAAGCCUACCACUUGAGUCGUUUGAAAUUGAAAUUAUCACCUAGUACCAUUGUGUGGUUUAACAGCAGUUUUCAAGAUUUCCAUAUUUGAUAAAUUUAUUUAUGUCCUAAAUGAGAGAUUUUAAGCACAAUUAUGCAGGCCAAUUAUAACGAAACUGCUUUAAGUGUUGUUAGACAAUACUUUUCUUUACAUUGAAACUACAAGUAGGAGGAAACUAUUGUUUCAUUGUUCAUUCUCAAACUACUCUUAAUCUUCUAUCUUAACCAAUCAGCAGGCAGUCUUGCUGAACCAUCUCGAUUCCAAUUCUCCAAUAUCCAAGUUUUCCCUUAUUUCACUUCUAUGUUCUUCAUGGUGCAUUGUGCCUAAAUUAAUUUAUUCUGCGGGAAAUCGAUGUAAAGUGGAACUUUUCAUUGAAGUGAUACAAUUAAAUGUUUGUCCACAAUGUCCAAAACAGAUGUCAUAAAUUGUAAUUUAUUGUUCUCUUCUUUUUUUUGUUCAUUUCUUUCUUGUUCAUGGUGUGGACUGUGGAGUUUCAGCCAGGCUUUAUAUUCAAUGCCAUACAACUUUGUUGUAAAGUAUAGUACAAUUUAAAAAAAAAUCUGUCUUAAGUUAUGUCAUAGAUGAGAUAUUUUUGGUUCCUUUUGUGACCAUAUUGUGUAAACACAAUGUACAUGUACUUGUGAUAUUUUUACUAGUUUUCUUGAAAAGUUUAUCGAUGUUUUUGUGUUGCACAAUAUGAAAAUUUUCUAUGUCUGGGAAUAAAUUCAUACUUGAGAAUAUGAAAUGUUA
Messenger RNA from Lytechinus variegatus (green sea urchin), 3392 nucleotides. RefSeq names its product endoplasmic reticulum chaperone BiP-like. The coding region runs from base 186 to 2177 and encodes 663 amino acids. Gene Ontology annotation, biological process: protein refolding; endoplasmic reticulum unfolded protein response; cellular response to unfolded protein. The record is from RefSeq and is a predicted model, not a curated record. The transcript is spliced from 10 exons. Gene Ontology annotation, cellular component: cytoplasm; endoplasmic reticulum lumen; membrane. Gene Ontology annotation, molecular function: heat shock protein binding; ATP hydrolysis activity; ATP-dependent protein folding chaperone. Lineage: Eukaryota; Metazoa; Echinodermata; Echinoidea; Temnopleuroida; Toxopneustidae.